This is a messenger RNA of Lethenteron reissneri (Far Eastern brook lamprey), 2091 nucleotides long. RefSeq names its product STIM activating enhancer (gene STIMATE). NCBI's taxonomy places the organism in Eukaryota, Metazoa, Chordata, Hyperoartia, Petromyzontiformes, Petromyzontidae. Gene Ontology annotation, cellular component: membrane. The record is from RefSeq and is a predicted model, not a curated record.
AUUAAAUCCACUGCGCGUUGACGUCAUUGUUGACGCUUUCUCUGCCAGCCCGCGAGAGCGACAUCACGGGACUUGGUGUCUCAGCGAGCCAGGGAAGCCGAGGGACGCCGGGGGACGCCGGGGAUCUGCGAGUGCCACGAUGCAGCUACCGGAGAGGCGCACGUUCCCACGCCACCCCCAGUGCUAGUGGGCCGCUACCACCACCGCCACCACCGCCGUGUCGGUGAUGAACGGACCGCAGGGGAAUGCGUCGGUGGGGAGCGGGACGGGCGCCAUGGGGCCCGUACUCUCCCCAAUCACGGGCCCCGCCAGCAACCCUGCAGGCCGUCCCCACGGCUGCGAGAACGGCGCCCUCAUGGACCAGUUUGGCGUGUUCAUACAGGCCCUGCUGGCCCUGGUGGCCUUCAGCACGCUCAUGCUGAAGCGAUUUCGAGAGCCAUGUGGGGAGAGGAGGCCCUGGAGGAUCUGGCUUUACGACACUUCCAAGCAAAUCUUCGGGCAGCUCUUCAUCCACUUUGCCAACGUGUACCUAUCGGAGCUCACCGAGGAGGACCCCUGCUCCCUGUACCUCAUUAACUUCCUGCUGGACGCCACGCUGGGCAUGGUGCUCAUCUGGCUGGGCAUCAAGGCGGCGUCGCGUCUUGUGGAGUGGCGGCAGUGGGAGUCGCUGCGCUUCGGGGAGUACGGGGAGCCGCCCAGGUGUUGCGCGUGGGUGGGGCAGUGCGGCGUGUACCUGCUCGUGGUGGCUUGCGAGAAGACCAUCACCUUCCUUGUCAUCCUCAUCCCCUUCUGGAAGAAGGUGCAGGAGCUGAUCCUGAGCCUCAUUCCGAACCCCCAGGUGGAGCUGGCCCUCGUGAUGCUCAUCGUCCCGUUCGUGGUCAACGCCGUCAUGUUCUGGCUGACGGACAACUUCCUGAUGAAGAAGGGGAAGGUGAAAGCCAAAUCGGACGGAGACGACGCCAGCUCGGUGCGCUACUACCGGCGCGCUGCCUCGCGGGACGACUCCGAGUCCGAGGUACUCCUGUCGCCGGACGAGUCGGACAAGGUGGACAGCGACCGGGACACGCGGCGCCUCAUCGGCAAUGGCACGGCCGCCAAGAAGAAGAAAGUUCGCUUCGAGAUGCCCGUGUAGCGCCGCCCCCCCCCUGGUGAAGGGAGUCCUACGGUGGAGAGGGUCCGCUUGGCCAGCUGGCACCACCACCACCACCUUCACUGCGACCUCCACCACCGGCACCACGCAGAUGAAGACGUCCGAUCGCUGGUGCCACCACCACCGAGCGCACACACACGCGUCUUAAAGCGUGUGUGUACGCAUUCUGCUUUGUCUUUGUCGAUCUAGGUACAAUCUGGCUAGCCAGACUCGAGACAACCGGCGAUUUAAAUUCUCACCAAAUAUAUCUUCCGCUUAUUGCCGCUUGACUCAAGUUUGAUGGCACGAGACUUUUUAAGUGGCAGCCAUAGGCACAGCGAGAGAGGCGGGGGGGGGGGUACCCGGACGUGAUGUGCGGGUGCGUGGGGUGGGCCGAUGUUGCUGGACUGCCCGGGACCGAACUUGAGGCUGAACCCAAUUUCUCUGCGGACGAACACCGUGACCGCCCCCAAGCGAAACGAACCCAAGCCGCAAAGCCAACCAACCGACGGAUGCGCCUUCGUUUGGCCUAGCGGCACUAAUGCUCGCAAAACGGAACUGAACUGGACUUCUCAUCAUCAUCACCACCACUGCGACAAACUUAUCCUUCAUGGCUGGACAGUGUUGACAUUUCCAAUUAUUUUUUAAAUCUCUGGACAGAUUCGAACAAAGAGCUCGACGGGACAAGCUAGCGGCGUGCAAUUUGGGGGUGGGGGGGUGGUUUGAGGGGGGGUCCAUAUGAUAACGCCGCCAGCGCACGCUCCGUGCAUUACAAACCAACGAGAACCAAACUCAGGGACAAGGCGAGGUCUGCUGCUCGACGCUCCGUUUCUGUGGCUUGCUGUCUACGUUGCAGAGCCACGGGGGAGGUGGCUCGCUGGCUGCACGGAGCCAGGGGGGGUGGGAAGCUCGCUGGCUGCACGGAGCAAGAGGGGAGGAGACUCACUGGCUGCACAGAACCA